AUGGGGCUUCGUGGGUCUCUAGCCCCCAUCGUGGUAGACAUUCUCCACCAAGUUCGGCGUCUACAUGAUGGAGGUCAUCAUAUAUCCCUGCAGUGGAUUCCAGGGCACUGCGGUCUCAGAGGCAAUGAGGAGGCUGACAGAGUAGCAACGGCUGCCAACGAGUCCCCGAGAGCCGUGCCCAUUGUGCUGUCGAGAAGCGACAGAAGGGCCUUACUAACUGCAUGGUUUCAACCCUUGGCUCUGGAGCAAUGGCGCCGGGACAUCACGGCUCAAUCUCUAAUGAAUUCGGUAGACCCAAAUUUAGCGUUUCCUUUCCCUACCAGUCUCCUACGCCAUGUUACCUCCCUCCUCCAUACACUCCGGCUCAAUGUGGCUUUCACCCCGCAAUUCAAGUGUAUGAUCCGAUGCUGUGACACGGGCCUCUGUUCCACCUGCGGUGUCGUGGCGACCGCCCAGCACGUUCUUAUGGAAUGUUCACUCUACUGCCCGCAAAGGCGGACAUUGUGUGGUGAGCUUGCCCGCAUCAGCGAGAGGCCGCUCACCUUAGCUGCACUCAUUGGCCCCUAUGAAGAUCCUGUGCUCCAUCCUCGGGUUCUUCACCUGUUCAUGGACUUCCUGUCGACCACUGGAUUGCUUCAAACGCUUUAG
Molecule: messenger RNA, 648 nt
Organism: Ornithodoros turicata
Lineage: Eukaryota; Metazoa; Arthropoda; Arachnida; Ixodida; Argasidae
Exons: 1
Coding region: 1-648 (215 amino acids)
Molecular function (GO): RNA-DNA hybrid ribonuclease activity; nucleic acid binding
Source: RefSeq, a predicted model, not a curated record